This is a messenger RNA of Bacillus rossius redtenbacheri, 326 nucleotides long. Its product is annotated as odorant receptor 2a-like. The record is from RefSeq and is a predicted model, not a curated record. Bases 20 to 301 code for a protein of 93 amino acids. Gene Ontology annotation, biological process: detection of chemical stimulus involved in sensory perception of smell; sensory perception of smell. Lineage: Eukaryota; Metazoa; Arthropoda; Insecta; Phasmatodea; Bacillidae. Gene Ontology annotation, molecular function: olfactory receptor activity; odorant binding. Gene Ontology annotation, cellular component: plasma membrane. The transcript has 3 exons.
AUUUUUGCGGCGUUUGCACAUGUCGUGGUUCUUGUCUUCUGUGAUGAUACGAUUGUUUAUUUUGAGCUUCCUGUCAUCGAGGCUUACUACCAAGAGUGAAGCAGUGAGUGACGCAGUAGCCGCCAGCCGGUGGUACGAACACAGCCGCGAAGCCAAGUCGACGUUUGUGAUCAUCAUGUGCCGAGCGCAGAGGCCGGUGCAGAUGUGGGCGGGCCGUUUCGCUGUCAUGUCACUGGAGACGUACGCUGCCAUUCUGCAAGCUGCCUACAGCUACUACAACAUUUUGAGUAAACUGACAUGAAUCAUUACAGCAGCUUCAACGACAG